GUGCUUCAGAGUUCAGGCAGCUCACCUCUGCUGAACUGCUCGCUCACACACCAGCAGGACACCCACUCUACGUAGACAAGAAACCAUGGUGAAGCGCAUUGCAGUUAUUCUCUCAGGCUGUGGAGUCUAUGACGGCACAGAGAUCCACGAGGCCUCAGCGGUCCUUGUCCAUCUGAGUCGGGCUGGAGCUAAAGUACAGAUGUUUGCUCCGAAUGCAGAUCAGAUGCAUGUUGUAAACCACUGUGAGGGGAAACCAACGGAGGAGAAGAGAAACAUCCUGCAGGAAAGUGCUCGCAUUGCCAGGGGUGACAUCACUGAUUUGGCAGAGUUAGAUGUUUCAGCAUUUGAUGCCGCCAUCAUCCCAGGGGGCUUUGGUGUGGCUAAGAACUUAAGUGACUGGGCAGUGAAGAACAAGGAUUGCACCAUACAGCCGCAUCUGGAGAAGCUCAUCAAGGCUUUCCACAAAGCUGGAAAGCCGUUGGGCAUGUGCUGCAUCUCCCCCGUCCUCGCUGCCAAAAUCCUGCCUGGCUGUGAGCUCACAGUGGGACAAGACAAAGAGUGUGAAAAGUGGCCAUAUGCUCAGACAGCAGGCGUCAUGAAGGAGAUGGGCUGCAAACACGUCAACACAGAUGUGAACAAAGCACACGUUGAUGUCAAAAACAAGCUGGUCACCACCUCUGCAUUCAUGUGCAAUGCUCCCAUUCAUCAUGUUUUUGAUGGAAUAGGAGUCAUGGUUAAUGAGACACUGAAACUGGCUUAAGAAGUCUCUUACUACAUACUGCACGUUUUGUUUUUAUUGACUUGAAAAAGCAUAUAGAAGCAUAUUGUUGCAUUUAAGUCAGUACUCUUGUCUUUAGACAUUUGUCUGGUAUAUUGUCAAUAUGUUGUUUUGAGAUGUUCAAUAAAAAUACUCAAAUUACAA
Messenger RNA from Plectropomus leopardus (leopard coralgrouper), 922 nucleotides. Its product is annotated as glutamine amidotransferase-like class 1 domain-containing protein 3, mitochondrial. The record is from RefSeq and is a predicted model, not a curated record. NCBI's taxonomy places the organism in Eukaryota, Metazoa, Chordata, Actinopteri, Perciformes, Serranidae.